This is a messenger RNA of Orbicella faveolata, 3276 nucleotides long. RefSeq lists its product as uncharacterized. The record is from RefSeq and is a predicted model, not a curated record. Lineage: Eukaryota; Metazoa; Cnidaria; Anthozoa; Scleractinia; Merulinidae.
UCUCCCCUGGGGCAAUUUAGAUUUCAAGCAAAGAUAACAAUUAAAAAUGAUCAAGACUUUAAACAGGAAAAAAAUGCUGAGCUAAAUUUCCAUACUUCGUAACUCUUAUUAGUUUAAUAAAUAGUAUUAGUACUCAAAAGAAUUUCAGAUGCGAGGUAAAUGACGUUUUAUCCCUUCCCUACUCUAGUCGGGUUUCGUUGUCAUACUAAAGUGUGCUUUGGGACUGGCGCGGCAAUAUUCGUCUGUGGGUGAGCUUCUUCGUGGUGUUUGCAGAGUGUUUGUUGAAAGAUUUCGCUUUCUUCGUUUCAUAGUAUGCCUUUUAAAUACGGCAUUCCGUAGGUAGCCUAGGUGAAAGAACUAGAAACAAUAACUAAUCAUGUCCAAUGGAAAUGACUCCCUAAAACUCUCCUUGGCUUACACUGGAUGUUUCAAGACUUUCAAUACUGCUUCGUGUGUGAGGGAUAGCUGUUUAACAAUACUGGCAAUCAUCACCUGUCUUGUGUGUGCAGUUAAGCUUUACAAGCUUCACUCUCAUCGACAUUCUCUGCUGAAUCAGUAUGUCAUAUUCUAUAGUGGAAUUGUGGAAUGCAUACUCUGUGGAAUCAACUGGCUUUACUUGGCGAUUACAGCUCUGCACUUGAUAACACAGUUCAUUAAAGUUGCUUGCCAGUUCCUUGUUGUCACCAAUUUUCAUUGCUGUCUAGCAGCUAGGAUGAUGGGAGUUGAGGAUAGUUUAAAGAGGUACUCUAACAAAGUAGUGGGAGCUGUGUUCAUUAUCAUUGUGAUAAUUGUAAUUGUUGGACUUGCAACAAUGAAGACUGAAUACAAAGAAUGUGCAGAACCCGAGUGGCUUAUCUUGUCUAGCACUGAAAUUCUAGUUGUCCAAGUUUUCAUGGUCUCAGGAAUUUUUAUCACAAGGGAGCUCAACAAUGUGAGGAUGUUAGCAGAUAACAGGACUGCACAGAAAAGAGAUUUGUGGGGGAUAAUCUUUAUUUUUGAAGUGUCUGCCUUAAUCAGCCUAGUGCACGACAUUGUCAUGAGAGUCAGACCAAAGAAUAACUGUCAAGGAAUUUUUCUGUCAAACAAGGCAGGCUACACAGCAGUCUACAUCACUGUUAAUAUUACCAGAUGGUUGUUACCACUGUGGACGAUGGCAGCAAUAUUUGACACAGAAAAUAAUGAAUGCAACCAAGAUGAUUAUGUUGUUCCAGUGUUUGCAGUGAAUGAUGACUCAGGGAACUUCACCUCAGAAUUCCGUCCGAGAGGGCAUAGUUUUCAUUAUAAACAUUUGCAUGAUGAGGCUGAUGCCAUUGAGCGACCUUUGAUUCCAACUCUUGGCUCUCACUCCAAGUCUCUUUCAAGCAUGGGCUCAUCUUAUGGGUCAACCUCACAGAGCUCAAGCUCUCGGAAGUUAUGGGGUACCGGUAGAAGCACUUCAGAUAGGUAUCCUCCCAUAUCAUAACAAAUUCUGUGCAAUUUGCCAAGCUAUAGAUCUGAUGAGUGAUUUAUGAUGGCAGAAUCAUAGUGAGCAGGGCUCUCAAUAACAGCCAAUAAUAAUUAUUUAACCUGUAACACCUGGUAUGACUGAGUUUGUUUUCUGGGCCCUUGUUGUUAUGGGUAAACUUGCCUGUCAUUGGUACAAUUCACCCCAAAAUUAACAAUUUUGUUAUGGGUGUGAACAUCAAGGCUAUGGGUGAAUCAAAACUUAAUGACAGCCCUGGUGAGGGGUGUACACCCUCAUUCAGAAGACAAUCUAACUGCAUGAUUUUGUCAGUGCAAACUUUGCUUUGCAUGUAAAGCUUUAAGGGCAACUCAGCUAGGCUGUCUGGGGUCUACAUGUGUACAUCUACACGACUUAAUUGAAAUGUUAGCUGGGUGUGAGAAAGUUUGUACAUGUAUUAGCUUGAAGCUAAUCUAUAUAAAUGUUCUUAAAAUGGGCAAUUGUUAAAAAAUCGCAAUAUUUCAAUAUUUUCAAUGAUGUUAACAUUUCUUGGAAGUGUCAUGAAGUUUAACUUUUUAUUUUAUUUUUAGUUGAUACAUGUAUGUAACUUACAUUGUACUAUUUUGUAUGUCAAUGUGAAGCUUACAUUAUGCUGUUUCUGAGAAAAAAAGAAACAGUAACAACUUAUUUUGUAGAAAAAUAUAUUUGAGAAUUUUAAAUAAUCUGCAAGAAAAUAAUAAUUAAUAUUGAAGUUCAAUACCCAGUUGGGAUUAGUCAAUGUUAAUUCUUGCAGUCAGCAUCCAGUUUAAGUCACCUGUCAUUUGAUAAGGAAAAGUAAUUAAAUUUGGUACCUUGGCUUUAAGUAUGGUUGCCAUGACUGGACGCAUGCCAGAUAAUGUAUUUUUUGUAGACAACAUAUUUUAAUAUAUACACCACCAGCUACAUAUGGCUGGGUUUAUGUGGAUAUUAAGUGAACGGAUAACUGAUAAACAUUCAGCAUAAGUUAUUGUUUGCUUAGUCAACCCCUUAUGGAGAUGACAGGUUCAAGAACAGCUCGGACUGCCUCCCCCAUUAAUCUGAACAGUGACUGCACUAAAGAAAAAUUUCUAAACUAGAUGAAAGUGCAACAGAGACUUCCCGUACAUUACAGAGGAAGUUGAGCGUAUGUGUUUCAAAGCUUCCCUUGCCUCAGCACACACAAGUGUCAAGGGUAUUAUUUUUACUUGGUUGUUAAACAUAAAAGUCUUAAAACAGGCUUAACUGAAAGCAGGCUCUGAUAAGCAAUUUUACAAGCACUAAAGAAUGCAAAAAGUGUAUGAUUGUGUGAAAUAACUGCAGCAAACGUCUUGCACGACUGUGUCCAACCAAAAUGGCUGGACGUCACUGAAAUGCCCACCCAUGUUAUGUGCAAGAAAAGUCCUAGAAGGGCAAAGGAGCUGCUGCUUGAGGCAAAUGUUGAUCCGUGACUAAGGUCAAUGACCUGUACAUGUAGUGUGUGUAUUUUAGACGUUGAAAAUUUAAGGUGGCAUUGAACCCCUUAUAAAUCUACUGUAGUUCUUUCAGUAAUAAAAUACUGGGGUUACAAAGCUUGUUUCCAAGUUAUCACUGUGUAAGUUAUGAAAAUGUUUCAAGUGGGCAUGUUUACUUUUUUAAAAAAAAAAUUGAAAUUUUGGAACUCUGCAUUUGAACUCAUAAAUCAAACUUAUUUUGUGACUGGACUUCAUGUCACUACUAGAGUAGUAAUGGACAUAACUAAUGUCAAAUGUGUAGUUCCAGAAAAUAUCCAUACCUCCCCCACAGAAGGGAUUUUUUCCAAGACCCCCCAACCCCUCUGG